Molecule: messenger RNA, 1287 nt
Organism: Galendromus occidentalis (western predatory mite)
Lineage: Eukaryota; Metazoa; Arthropoda; Arachnida; Mesostigmata; Phytoseiidae
Exons: 2
Coding region: 1-1287 (428 amino acids)
Cellular component (GO): membrane
Source: RefSeq, a predicted model, not a curated record
AUGAUAAGAAGAGGAGCGGCUAAUCGACUGGAGCUCUAUCGGAAAGUUUGGCGAGACCUCUUGUAUAGACCGGGGGUGAAAGUAUUCGUGAUACUCGCUUCCUAUUUCUAUCUGACUGUCGGAAUUUUCGGAUGCGCGCAGCUCACCGGAGAGCUUGACCUGUCCUCCGUGCUGUGGAGCCAUUCCGGGAACAUUUCGGAGGGUCGCGGGAUCGCAGAUGCUCCAGUUUUCAAAAAUCCGUCCUCCUAUCGGGUUGAACUUCUUUUCAACGAUCGCAUCGAUUACUGGAACCCUAAGACGCAUGAACGUCUAAUGGGGUUGGUGAAUGAGUUGGACUAUUCUCGGGUGCAUGCCGUGGUGAAAGUAUCGAAUUGCUGGUUCGAGAACUUCCCGCCUUUAGUCAGAACGAUCGACAGUGCGGAAACCGCGUCUCCGAAGUCAUUAGUCAGGAAGACCUUCAUCGAAGCUCUGGAUCGAAUGCUGCGAACACAAUCGUUCUCCCAGUACGACCGCGACAUUUUAUUCGAUAAAAAUAAGACGUCGAUUGUGGCUUCACGGUGCAAAUUGACCGUCAGAGAUUUGGAAAACAUAGCCCAGGAGAGGAGUAGCCUAAGAGAUCUUAUCGAGACCGCAGCGAAAUUCCCCGACUUGAACGCCACCAUCCACGGCCCCCCGGAGCGCCAAAUCGUAGUGCAAACAGUAUCAUGUGUUCUCCUGUCUCUGCUUUACUCAAUAGUGAUCAUCGUAGGUUCCUGGGUGAAAUCGAAUUUUUGGUACGGCUUGUGGCACACCUACUCAGUGAUGUCUUGUACCAUCGGAGCAUUGGGCUGGAGUGUUUGGUUUCAAACGGAUGUUGAACCUCUUCUGAUCUGGGUCUUCACCGCAUUGAGCGAAAUUAUGAUCUACGACUAUUUCACUACGCCUUAUGUUUACUUUUGGGCGCGGAAACCGAGAACCGAUGACGCAAUGAACGCGGCGAUGCGCUGCAUUAUGGCUUUUGUCAUUCAGAUUACCAUCGUCUUCAAUUUCUGUUUCUACAUGGGUGCCUCGUGCGACGCGCCCCCUUAUAUUUGGUACCAUCGGCUAAAAUCGCUGAGCUUGUCGAGUUUAUCCCUCGCUCUUCAUAACAUGGUCUUGCUAUCUGUUCUUGCGACAUCGGCUCGAAGUUUCCUCAAAGUCACGGAGACGAUGAGUUCUGCCGUCCUUGGUCUCUUCAGAGGUCGGGAAACAUCGACACGGUGCCCGCGCGUACCGCUGGAUAGAGCUAUCGAGCCACCGGCUGUCUGA